Messenger RNA from Monascus purpureus, 1681 nucleotides. The record is from the annotation of a GenBank genome assembly. NCBI's taxonomy places the organism in Eukaryota, Fungi, Ascomycota, Eurotiomycetes, Eurotiales, Aspergillaceae.
CCGCAACCCUCGAUCUACCUGUCAACCCCAGGUUUUCAUAUCCUAACGUUUCGCUGCGAUGAUAUGUAAUCCCCUGAUGUCGACAUUGAAAAGCGCAUCGAGAUACGCCACCAACCCAUACUACGCCUUCGUCAUCUGCGUAAUCGCUUGUGGUAGCACUCCUAAAGGUUACGACGAGGGUGGCUUUAGUGCCAGCGUGUCUCUCCCUUCCUUUGUGAACGACUUCAACCUCGUCAAGUCCCACUGGAAACACGAUCCCACAGCGCUCGUCAACCGCAAUGCGAAUAUCACCUCUUUCAAUAUCCUGGGCGCGGCCUUUGGUGCGUUGUCCGGCCUUAUCUUGAACGACUAUUUAGGUCGUGUGCGGUCGUGGCGACUAGGAUGUCUUGUCUGGGCGUCGGGUCUAUUCGUUCAGGUCUUCUCCUCCGGUAUCUAUGGGUUGAUUCUGUUCGCGAGAAUCUGGAGUGGUCUGGGUUCUGGUCUGCUUACGGUGACUACGCCGUUGUACCUAUCUGAGAUUGCGCCGACGAGGACGAGAGGGCUGGUGGUCAGCGUUUACAUGGUGAAUCUCCUGGCCAUUCUGACCUUGGGUUUCUUCAUCAACUAUGCCGCACAACUCCACGUGUCUCCCACGCGAACCCAGUACCGUCUCGUGCAAUCAAUCCCCUUAAUACCAACGGGCAUUGCCUUCCUUCUAUCCUUCUUUGUCCCAGAAAGCCCCCGAUAUCUCAUUUCCAGAGGAUACCACACUGAAGCACGAGCCAUCCUAGCCCGUCUCCGCAGAAAGCCUAUAUCCGAUCCCAGCGUAGAGACCGAAUUCGACGAAAUCGACGCCCAGCUGCGCGAGCGAGUAUCAGUGUCCUACUGGACAGUCUUUGAAGAAAUCCAGACAAAUCCCAACUACCGACAACGCUUCUGGCUUUUCAUGACCAUGCAAACCGUCGCCCAGUGGACCGGUGGCAACGGCAUCACAUACUACGUCAGUGACAUCUUCAAAUACGCCGGCAUAACGGGGAACUCGACAUCGCUCGUCUCGUCGGGAGCCUACGGCAUCGUGAAGCUGGUCUUUACCAUGGCCUUCACCUGGUUCCUGAUCGAUAUCGUCGGCCGACGCCGCUGUACCAUGGCCGGUCUCUCGCUCCAACUAGCCGCGCACCUGUACAUGGCUAUUUACAUGGGCCUGCAGCCUGAUUCGGGGCGUAACAAGAAUGCAUCCAAUGCUGCCAUUGCCUCUAUCUUCAUAUAUGCCGUUGGCUGGUCCAUCGGACUCUGCACUAUGCCCUUCGUCUACGGGACCGAAAUCUUCCCGACCCGCAUCCGAAACGUAAGCUACGCUAUCGGAACGGCUUUGCAUUGGUUCUUCCAGUUCGCUGUCGUUCGUGUGACGCCUAACAUGUUCUCCUCGCUUCAUGUCUGGGGGGCGUAUUGCUUUUGGGCUGCUAUUUGUUUCUCGGGGAUUGUCGUGUUGGGCAUCUGGAUGCCCGAGACAAAGGGCGUUCCUAUGGAACACAUGGGUGAACUCUUUGAUGGACCUUGGUACUUGCACUGGCGGGCUAGCGUUAACCUACCCGAAGUUCAUCGCCAGUCGGUGUUGUACUCCAAGAGUACCGAUGUCGGUGUUGCUUUCCAUUCAGAGUUCGAUGGAACGCAGUCAGAUCGGGAAUUCAAAGCUCUUUCUUAG